Molecule: messenger RNA, 3448 nt
Organism: Klebsormidium nitens
Lineage: Eukaryota; Viridiplantae; Streptophyta; Klebsormidiophyceae; Klebsormidiales; Klebsormidiaceae
Source: the annotation of a GenBank genome assembly
GGGGGACGUGAGCUACGGUAGUAGUAGGACGGCUCCUAGACGGCUCAGGAGCGCUUGCGUACAUUAGCAAGCAGCACGAGUGAGUCGUCAUGGCGUGAAACCAGAGAGCAUCACACGAUCAUUAUAUUUCUUUCUCUAAGGGUCUUGGUCUGAUCAGCGGGGCGGGAAAACCGCCUGAUGAUGCGUAAAGUUUCCUGAGUGACUUGCGCGCGCCACCAUCAACUCAAAGACAAGGGCCUCUCGCUCAAUUCCUCAUAGGUGCCACUUCGAAGCGAAGAUUCUGCAUCAGAUGGCGGACCCGAUGGACGACGAUGACGACUACAACUGGGACCUGUGCAUCGCAGAGAUCGACAAGGUGGAGCGCGCGGCAGUCGAAUGGAAGACAGCGCAGCAGCAGAACGGGCCGCAAGCCUCCGCACCAAGGCCCAGCUUCCAAACCAAUGCAGGACAAUUGCCCCAGCAAGGCCAGACUUUUACGCCGCAGAGAGGAAACUUCCCCCAGCCUCAGCAAGCCCCUUCGCCGCACAACUCCCAGGCACCUUCACACCAAAACCCCCAGGCAUAUUCACACCAGCAGCGGCCGAUGUUGAUCCAGCCGGUGGCGCCGCCGCGGCCAUCAGUUCAGCAGGCCCCAGGGGCUCGGUGGCAGGUCCCGGGGACAGGGGUGGUUCAAAAUGCUGCGCCGCGACAGCCGCUGCAGCCAGUGCCAGCUCAGCAGAAUGGACCCCUUCCAAGGGCCUUUGUGCAAGCAAAGCCAAAUGCACCGGCGGCGGUCAGCACCGGACAGAGUUCAAAUUCAGUUCCGGCUGCAGGCACAGUGCAGCAGGAUCUGUGGCGCUUGCAAGAGGAGCUCAGGCAAAAUGAACAGGCCAUCAGAGACAAGGACGGCUGCAUCUCGCUCCUCAGGUCCCGUGUACAAACGGCCGAGAGCGAGACGUUUGAGCUGAGGAAGCGCGCAGCCGGCGUCUCGGGCAGCAGCCAGCAGACGUCUUCGCGGCAGACGACGGACAUGCAGCGGGAGAUCGAGAGGCUGCAAGCACAGCUCCUUUUCAAAGAUCAAGAAGUUCAAGAAGCCAAGCGCGCCAAGGCUGAGAAGGACGCCAAGAUGAAGGAAGCGCAAGAGGCGGCGCAGCGCCUCGAGGCGGAGCUCCGCGCCGCACAAUCUCAACAGCGCGCGAGCCCGGGUUCCGCGGCAAAGCGGCGGCGCGAAGUGGACACCGACUCUCCGACGAGGCCUCUCGCGCUUAACCAGCAGCUCAACCGGCUGACCAGCGAACCGGGGGCGCCGCCAGGGCGCUCCCCGAGGGCCCUGUUCAAGAGCCCGGCGCACGGGCGGGGGGGCGAGAGGCCCCAGCAAAACCAGAGCCAGGAGAGCGACAGGGCCGCUCGGACGCCCGUGGCUCCGUCAGCGGCGGCGGCGGCGGCGGCCGGGGUGACGUCAUCAUCAACAGCGGCCGCGUCACCGGCCGCGUCACCGGCCGCGGCGCCGACGGCACCGGAAGCCGUUGUGGACAGAGGGGCGGAAGCGCGUGUCCGGGGGGAUGGCGGAGCCGCGGCUGCGGAGGGGCCCGUGCCGAAGAGCAAAGAAACGGAGCCAAAGUCGCUAAGGAGCGUUGAGCGGUUGGAGACGGUUGGGGCGCGCCUUCGGGAGGCGGAGAGCGGUGCGUGUUUUGUACAGAAGCUAUUUGCUGUUGCGGCGGGGGACGUGUUCGGGUUGGUUUCCGGGGGGGAUGGGGCGGAGCGGAACGGGGUUGCAGCGGAUGGACGGAAAGCUGCGUCGAGCUUGAUGGGGGUUUUGGCGGAAUCGUCGGGCGAAGGGCAGGCGAUGGAUGUGGAUGUGGUCAGCGAGAGGGAGGCCUUUCGUGAUGCUUUUGUGAAGGUUAUGAACGGCCUUAAACCCGUCGCAACGCUCUUCUCUCCACUGAGAGCAGCGCUGGACUCCAAGAAGCCGACAAGCGUGUACGCUUCCCUACGAGUCUUGCGAGUUCUCUUGCGGCUGGACGCGACAACCCGAUUCACGGUUCUUGGGUCAGCAGCCGCGACUCCCCUGGGGGCAAACUGGGUUCCAAUUCAACCUAGCACUCCCACCACACAGGCAACGGCACAGAUAGGAUCAGAUUCUCAUGUACCACUUAGCAGCGUCAAUUCACAAGCCCGCUUGUCAAGUAGAGUAAAAAUAGGACCCGCAAGCAAGGCGCACGCUGCCGCUUCCUCUGCUGACGUCAGCGGCCGUCAGAGGAAUGGCAAAGGCAAAGCCACUGUGGAGUCCGAUCCAGGGCCGAGUGGAGUCACCGAGUUAGGGACACGUGUCGCAUCGAGGUUCGCCGCCAGUGGCAGCGGCCGCGAUGGCGCCCCGAUCGACUGCGCCUUCUUUGACCGGCUGAUCGAAUUGGCCGUCGAAGCCGAGGACCCCCGCGCGCAGUUUGAGGCCGCUUCGACGCUAGGUCUGCUCGUUGCGCACGUACCGGCGACGCAAUGGACGGAACUAGCGUUCCUUGUAACGGAACGGAAACUUGAGCCUCUCAUAGGACUGGAGUCGCCGCCCCCUGUGCGGGGGGUCGCCUUACACGUAGUGCACCUUCUCUGCGAGUCGCCGCCGUUGGUGAGUUUCGUAUUUUCGGACGAGGGCGGAAAACCUUCGGACGGCGGCGGAAAAGUUUCGGACGGUCCCGGGAAGGUUUCGGACGGUGGCGGCAAAGUUUCGGAUGGCACUCGGGCGUCCGAAGCGACCAGCAAGCGGCCGGAGACGGACCCGAGCACGAGCGGACCGGGCGAUUCCCCGGGCGGCGCGACGAGCCUCUUUUCGGCUGUGGCCGCAUGCCUGGGGCCGGAAACCAAGGACCCGGUUCUCAAACACGCCGCCGUGCAGCUCCUGGCAUUCGUCCACGGGUUGUCCGACAACUGUGCGGGGCUGCUAACUAGUUUGGGGAGAAACGAGUCUGACGUGCGGGAACCGACGCCGCAGCUGGGGCCCGGGGCGACGGACGCCGGGCCGGACGCGGAGGCCAGGCACGUGUCGGGUGACGUAGACAAAGCUGAGCCGCCGAUCGUGGCCCGGCUGUUGGACGUGCUCGACGAGGAGCUGCGCGGAGAAGCGGAGGGGGCGGACUGCAGUGGCGACGAGAGGGCGGCCCUUCGAGGGGAGGCAUGCUCUCUCUUGGCCUCCCUGGUACAACGCGACGAAGCGCUUUGCAGUAUCUUUGUCAGCUCUCGUAGGACACGGCUCGCCAUCAGUGUAGUCACGCGCAUGAUCAAGCUCGCCGAGACUGCCACAGAGAAAGCAUCUCGCAGUAUUGUGGAGGUAGCAAAGAGCGUGCAGAGAAGGAUCCUGGACAACAUGCCGCCACAGACAAACGAUGUCGUCAACGUCUAAGGCUCCAGUUGUUGUAUCUUAUGCCGGUUUGUCUCUGCUGGGGCUUUCUAUGAGAUUGGUGAUUGUUCUGCGAUA